This is a messenger RNA of Frankliniella occidentalis (western flower thrips), 856 nucleotides long. RefSeq names its product iron-sulfur cluster assembly scaffold protein IscU (gene IscU). Gene Ontology annotation, cellular component: mitochondrial matrix; cytoplasm. Lineage: Eukaryota; Metazoa; Arthropoda; Insecta; Thysanoptera; Thripidae. Gene Ontology annotation, biological process: iron-sulfur cluster assembly; intracellular iron ion homeostasis. The record is from RefSeq and is a predicted model, not a curated record. Gene Ontology annotation, molecular function: 2 iron, 2 sulfur cluster binding; ferrous iron binding. The coding region runs from base 129 to 605 and encodes 158 amino acids. The transcript has 4 exons.
UCUUCUGCUUCCAUCUUUUCCUGUUUUCCCCUGCUUUUGCUUUUACAUUUGCAGGUAGUGGGUUGUGUAGUGCGUUGUUAUUUUGCCUGUUAUUUUUCGUGACAGAUCACAUUACAAAGCACUUCACCAUGGCGUGGGUAUCUCCGUUAGCUAGAAUAGGUGCAUCCACUCUUCUCAAAGCGCGUUCGCAAAGUCUUCCAGCGGCUCUUUACCAUGAAAAGGUGAUUGAUCACUAUGAAAAUCCUCGGAAUGUUGGAACCCUCGACAAGAAAAAAUCCUCAGUUGGUACUGGAUUGGUGGGAGCACCAGCAUGUGGUGAUGUCAUGAAACUUCAGGUGGAAGUGGAUGAAAAUGGAAAGAUUGUUGAUGCUAAAUUUAAGACCUUUGGUUGUGGAUCUGCAAUAGCGUCAUCAUCCUUAGCAACAGAAUGGGUGAAAGGAAAAACGGUCGAUGAAGCAUUGAAACUCAAGAACACAGAUAUAGCCAAGGAAUUGUGCCUACCGCCUGUGAAGCUUCACUGUUCUAUGUUAGCUGAGGAUGCCAUCAAAGCAGCUUUGGCCGACUAUCGUAUCAAGCAGGAAUCAUUGAAAAAUCAGUCUCCUUAAAUCGUGAAGAAACAAACUUUCAUUUAUAUUUAGUUAAGGAUUGUACUAUUGUGAUAUUCUGUGUGAUCUGUAUAGAAUGAAAGGUCUUACAAGCUGGUUUAAUGAAAUAACUUGCUUUCUUGCGUUGCUUCGCAGCAAAAAUAGUUUCUUUUACUGGGAGGGGAGAACCAUUUGAUGUGUGCAUGAUUCUAUGGUGUUGUUUGUACAAAGAGUUGUGCCAUAAAUAAAAUUAAUACUGAGGAGAAUAAGAA